Molecule: messenger RNA, 1287 nt
Organism: Danio rerio (zebrafish)
Lineage: Eukaryota; Metazoa; Chordata; Actinopteri; Cypriniformes; Danionidae
Source: RefSeq, a predicted model, not a curated record
GAAAAAAACUUGUGCACACACAAAGAAAAUAGCCUCUAGAGGGCGUCACUAUGCGUUCAUUAAUAUACGAUGAAGGCCCCUGGUAGAGCAGCAACGGCGCCCUCUAGAGUUCAGCUGGAAAAUCACCUACCGCCAGCACUACUGUAGCAGCAGCAGUAAGUCCUGGGACAGUAGUCCAACUAGCUUAGACGGAGUUGUGAUGGUUUUAAAUCUUUGGCCAUGUCUGAAAUGCUGUUGAAAGACAUGGAUGAGAUUUCUCUCGGGCCUGUUAAAAUGGACGAGCAGAAGGAAAAUGGACGGAGUUUUCUCCUGGUGGACGAAAACGAAAGCUUGCAGGUGAAAAAUGAAGCUCAUUUUCUGCAGAAGCUGGGCUGCAGUGGCGCUCAGGGAGUGAAAGUGGUUUCCAUCUUUGGCAACACAGGCGAUGGCAAGUCCCACACUCUCAACCACGUCCUUUUUGACCGCGAGGAGGUUUUUGCCACGUCUCCCUCUCCAUCCUCCUGCACUGUGGGUGUCUGGGCUGCUUAUGACCCACAGCUGAACCUGAUUGUGCUGGACACUGAAGGCCUGCUCGGGGCCGCCACUCAGCAGAAUCGCCGAAUGCGUCUGCUGCUCAAGGUCCUGGCCGUAUCAGACGUGGUCAUUUACCGCACACGGGCCGAGAGGCUGCACAAUGACAUGUUCCAGUUCCUCGGCAGUGCAUCCGCCGCUUACCUAAAGCACUUCACACCUGAGCUCCGGGCGCUGUCGAGCCGAUGUGGGCUAGACGUGCCUCUCUCCAGCCUUGGACCCGCCAUCAUUGUUUUCCAGGAGACGUCCCGCACUCAGCUGCUGGGCCAGGACGUCUCAGGCCUCGGGCAGGCAGACACACUGCUGCAGAAGCGCUUUCAUGACCUGGGCCAGAGCACAGACGCCUUUAGUUUGGUUCAGUAUGUGGGCACACAGACCAUCACUCCCCCCACAGACUACUCACAGCUACAGCACACGGUCCAGCAGCAAGUCAGCAACACAUCCCAGAGAGCCCCGCGCCAGCCUGCCAUUGUGUUUAGUGCACUGCAGGCCCUGAGCGACAGGUUCUGCGGAGAGAUCUCAGAUGACAAAUUCAGCAUAUGCUCCUUCUUUCCUGAUGAAUAUUUCACUUGCCCAUCAGUCUGUCUCAGCUGCAAGUAAGUCCACAAAGGCUUCAUGUUCCACGUCAUAAAUGGACUUUCCAUUUUUUAAGGCGAGACACUGCAGGCAAAAGCAAACAGAUUUUUGGGUUUGUAUAAAGUGUUUUGUUCAGUCUAG